AAAUGGUGGUUGAAGAGAACAACAGCAACAACAACAAUGGUGGGUGGGCACCAAUAGGGUCUCCAAUGAAUGUGAAUGUGCAGAGCAGAGAUGACUCCCAUUGGACCAACUUUGAGAGUUCAGUCAACGCUGUCUCCUUUGGCUUUGUGGCCACUGCCAUCCUCAUCUCCAUGUUCCUUCUCAUGGCCAUCUUUGAGAGGUUCCUUAGACCCAACAACUCCGAUGAAUUCUCCCCCUCUGCUCGCCGGACUUCCACUGAUCUUGAGUCCCAGAUGGCCUUUCCCGGCAAGCUUGGCCACCCUUCACCCAAAAUGAGUGUAUAUGCAAGUGGAGUUUCAGUUCUGAUGCCAGGUGAUGAGAUUCCAACAUUCAUAGCACACCCUGCACCUCCACCAUGUUGCCCUGAACGAAUUUCAUUCCCUUCUCAUCAUCAUCAUCAGCACCAUAACACUUUCAACAUUUAGAGAUGGAGCUGAAUUAAUAUCAGAGUAGUCCUGCAUGCAUGCAUUUUGGGUUGAAGAGUAGCACCUUUUUCUUGCAUCCAAUUUUUCAUCCAUUGGAUCUUAUCCUUAAUAGUUCUAUGAAGAUAAAAUGUAUAUAUGAUUUAGUUUGAGCAAAUUGGUUUUGCCAUUCAUAUAUGUUUGAAAGUGCGAUAUCAAUUUGUGUCCAAAUUGUGCUUAAUUAUUGUCCAAUUAAUUAAGGAUGAAGAGCUUUUAUGGGAGGGACUUUUCUGUAAAUCAUUUCUCUCUAUCUAGAAGAUAUUAGUCACCUAAAUAUUGUAUGAUCAUUCAAGCCCAUUUGACAUGGUGUUACCAUGACAUCACUAGUCAAGAGUAUGAAGCAUUUAAUUGUUUAUAAAUUUUCAUUUUAUUUUUUGGUUUUUUUCCAUUGUCUUCUUCUCCCCCUUUUCUACUCUGGAUGAACGAAAAAUGUAAUAGUGGUAGUGGAUGUUCUUAUAUAAAAAGAGUAUAUGUUUUGGUCA
Molecule: messenger RNA, 982 nt
Organism: Arachis ipaensis
Lineage: Eukaryota; Viridiplantae; Streptophyta; Magnoliopsida; Fabales; Fabaceae
Product: CTTNBP 2 amino-terminal-like protein
Source: RefSeq, a predicted model, not a curated record